This is a messenger RNA of Drosophila subpulchrella, 719 nucleotides long. RefSeq lists its product as uncharacterized. The transcript is spliced from 4 exons. NCBI's taxonomy places the organism in Eukaryota, Metazoa, Arthropoda, Insecta, Diptera, Drosophilidae. The coding region runs from base 62 to 487 and encodes 141 amino acids. The record is from RefSeq and is a predicted model, not a curated record.
AGCAAGUAGGGAAAUCUGGUAUCUGGCUGAGUGCUCGGCAUAAAACGGAAAACUUGUUAGGAUGGAUAAACUGAGGGGCAACAAUGCGGCCGGCGAGAAUCCCUUCAAGCGGCCAAUGAAUGCCCUGCAGAAGCAGUGGUAUCGCGUUUUACUGGCCCGCAGAGUGGGAUUCGGGCAGCGUCCUCCGCCCGAUGAAAAGGAGCUAACGUACGCCGACAUUUGUCGUAAGCGUUAUACAGCCGCGUUCCGGCGAUACAACGAACGUUUCCGCCGGGAAAUGGCCAAGCAUGAGGAGAUGCAGCGAUGCGCCAUCGAUGCCAUGAGGGUCCACAGAACCUUUGCCAUAACCACACUUUGGCUACCAUUGCACUCGAAACGGGAGAUAAACUCAACACUGGAGACCCUCGAACAGGUUCUCACCGCCAAGGAAAGACGACGCCUGCAGGAGAUACUCAAAAAAGGAGAGUCCUGGCACUCGCAUCGCUGAAGCAACAUCCACAGCUCUCAAGGCCACUACUCAGAUUCAGAUUCAGAUUCAGAUCUCCGUGCAGAUUCCGAACCUGACUCAUCCCCAUACCCAUCAUCAUCAUCAACAUCAUCUGCCACGGCUAAGUGAAUUCCAUUUAGCUUGGAUUUCACUCUUCCUGGGAGCCUGAUUUUUCUUCGUUCACUUCAUUUUUUACUUUUCCUUCGUUUUGUUCUUGAAAUUUCGCUGUCAG